Abrus precatorius (Indian licorice) is the source of this 234-nucleotide messenger RNA. RefSeq names its product heavy metal-associated isoprenylated plant protein 47-like. The transcript has 2 exons. The record is from RefSeq and is a predicted model, not a curated record. Lineage: Eukaryota; Viridiplantae; Streptophyta; Magnoliopsida; Fabales; Fabaceae. Bases 1 to 234 code for a protein of 77 amino acids.
AUGAUGCAGCAAAAGAUCGUAAUUGAGGUGCCACUUCACUGUGAGGAGUGCAGGAGGGAGAUCAUGGCCAUAUGCAUGACAGCAGAUGGUGUUACAUCCUUUGCUUUUCAAAGAGAAGGCAAAGAUCAAGUGGUGAUUAAAGGAGAAGGAAUUGAUGCAUAUGGGGUGACAUCACGUUUGAGGAAGAAGGUUAACAAGUAUGCUAAGCUAGUUAGUGUGGCCAAAGAUGAAUAG